Molecule: messenger RNA, 363 nt
Organism: Humulus lupulus (European hop)
Lineage: Eukaryota; Viridiplantae; Streptophyta; Magnoliopsida; Rosales; Cannabaceae
Exons: 1
Coding region: 1-363 (120 amino acids)
Source: RefSeq, a predicted model, not a curated record
AUGAGACUCGAAGAAAAUCAGAUCAAGACCUCUGCUGUACCAAUUUUGGGAUUUAACAGCCAGAGGGUAUACCCGAAGGGCGUUGUUCGAUUAACCGUGGUAGCCGCAGAACGCACCUUGUCUGUGGACUUCCUCAUCGUGGACUCCAUCACAAGCUACAACGCCAUCAUGGGAAGAAGUUGGAUCCACCGAAUGCAGGGAGUGGUCUUAACAUUGCAUCAAGUUAUGCGGUGCCAUUCACCCAACGGACGGUAUACCAUCGACAUAAAAGGAUGCCAGAAGCAAGCCAAGAAAUACUUCCUUACCUUGAAAGAAAUAAAUGAUUCCGGCACCUCCCCUCCUGAAGACAAUCCCAACAAAUAG